This is a messenger RNA of Lathyrus sativus (Indian pea), 297 nucleotides long. NCBI's taxonomy places the organism in Eukaryota, Viridiplantae, Streptophyta, Magnoliopsida, Fabales, Fabaceae. The record is from the annotation of a GenBank genome assembly.
AUGAAGAAAGAAGAAACAGUGAAACUGAUCAGUUCCGAUGGUUUCGAAUUCGUGAUUGACAAAGAAGCUGCCAUGGUUUCUCAGACCAUUCGCAACAUGCUUACUUCUCCAGGGAGUUUCGCUGAAAGCCAACACGGAGAAGUGACUUUUCCUGAGAUCAGUACCACUAUUCUUGAGAAGAUUUGUCAGUAUUUCUAUUGGCAUCUUGAAUUCGCCAGUGGAAAAGACAGAGAGUUUCCUAUUGAGCCAGAAUUAACUCUCGAGUUAAUGAUGGCUGCCAAUUACCUACAUACUUGA